Zingiber officinale is the source of this 2155-nucleotide messenger RNA. Its product is annotated as TBCC domain-containing protein 1-like. Lineage: Eukaryota; Viridiplantae; Streptophyta; Magnoliopsida; Zingiberales; Zingiberaceae. The transcript has 9 exons. The record is from RefSeq and is a predicted model, not a curated record. Bases 92 to 1804 code for a protein of 570 amino acids.
UUUCUUCCGUUCCCAUUCGCAUUCGCAUUCCCGUUCCCGUUCUCACCUCCCUGCAUUCGUCUCUCUUCGCGAAAGGAACAACGCAGCAGCGAUGGUGGAAGACCAGGUGGAGCCCUCGAUCGCGCCGGACGCAGGAGGCGGCGCCACCCGGUUUCUCCUUCGCUCUCGGCGCGAGCCAUUCGAGCACGGCCUCCUCCCGAUCCCCAAACUCAUCUUCUCCGAUGGGACCGUAACGCUCGCCCCGCUCGUCGACAAGAUCCUACGGAGAUCCGUCCCGCAUCCGCACCGCGUCGACUCUCCUGACCUUGCAGACGCCCUCCAGAUCUUGCUCGACCACGCCCGCCUGGCGCUCGACACGCUUGCCUCCGUCCACCCCUCCGACCCAGCCCCAGAUGGCACCGUCGACGUGUACGACCUCGUUGUCUUCCUCUACAUCCAAUCCUACAAGAGGCUCGUCCCCCGGUCGCACAAGGACUCGGCUGCAAUCGCCGAUGUCUGGCCCUCCACCUCGGCCUUCGACGGGUAUCUGUCGGCCCUCUCGCCGCUUCAGCUUGCACGAAGCAAUAGUCGUCGAUUUAUGCCUUCACAAGCAGAUGAAGAAGCUCAUCAGUUGUCGUACUUACAAAAGCAUAUGGGGAAUAUACUCGCCCUUUUGGCGGAGCCUAUCGAAGAAGAGGGUGACGAAUCUCUGGUUUUGACAAUGGAAAGAUUUGAGCAUCUUGGUUUCCUCCUCCAUUUUUCUGAAGGUAUUCGGUUGAGCCAAGCAGCUCCUUUUUUUGCUAAUUCAGAUCCAGAUAUGCCAGCUGCACCUGUUUCUGCCACCCAAGUCCAUGAAUGGGUUGUACAAAACAUAAUUGCUUCUUUGGAGCACAAUGCGGAGAAGGCAUUAGCAAAAGAAAAUGGCUUUCUAAAAAAUACUGCAGAUAUUGAUGUGCCUAUGGCAGAUGCCAGCCUAAGUCAUCCAAAGACGCAAAGCAGAAGCUCUCUUUCUGGGGCCUCAUCACCUGUUAAUCCAGCUUUCAGGACAAAUUUAACCUUUGUGGAGGGUAUGAUAAAAGCUUCUGUAGUCAAGCAAUCAUGUGAUAUAAAAGGAGAUUCUAUAAAGGUGCUAAAUUGCCACGAUUCAGUGAUUUAUAUAUUAGCACCUCUGAGAUAUGCCACAGUUUAUGGAUGUUCCGAUGCAACUGUUAUUCUGGGUGCCGUUGGUAAGGCUGUUAGAGUUGAGCACUGUGAAAGAGUACAAAUCAUUACAGCUGCAAAACGCAUAUGUAUUGCAAACUGCCGUGAGUGUGUAUUUUACUUGGGGGUUAAUCAACAACCCCUUUUUGUCGGGGAUAACCACAAAUUGCAGGUGGCACCAUUUAAUACCUAUUAUGCUCAACUGGGAGAGCACCUAUCUAAAGUUGGUGUGGACUCUAGCAUCAAUAGAUGGGACGAACCCUUGGUGCUUGGGAUGGUGGAUCCUCAUGAUUCACUAUCUCACCCUGCGGGAGUGUCUGAAAUUCAAGCCGAAUCUGCCACGUGCAUCGAUCCUGAUCAGUUUACUAACUUCUUGAUUCCUAACUGGUUUGGAGCUGAAUCGCUGCAAACUACAAGAUACAAUCCAUUUCCCUUGCCUGAAAUUUAUGGAGCAUCCCAGCAGAAGAAGCAUACAAACUUGCUCGUUGUUCAACAAUCUAUCAGAGAUGUGCUACUUGAUGAAAACCGGAAGCGUGAACUAGCAUCUGCCCUUCAUGGUCAUUUCAAAGACUGGUUAUACGCUUCUGGGAACAUUCGCCAGCUCUAUUGUCUACAAGCUGAAUGAACUGUGCUAAAGCAAAGGUAAUCUCAUUCCCACACUCUCCGUUGCUUUCCAAAAUAACAGAAAGUUCUCUCCUCCAUUACGAAUUCUCGGGGUUUUCAAUAAAAUUUUCAGCUGCUCAGUUUGCAAAAUGUUUCAGCGAGAUGUAAGUUUAUCGAGCUCGUGUAUUUUCUUUUUUUGGUUUCCUUAACUCCCUGCUCCUCUUCUUCUGUGCUCUUGUCGGGCCACACUGCUAAAUUAUAGUGCAAUUUUGAGGAUUGAAUUCUGAGUAAAUGUAUUCUUCUUUAUGAAAUUUCAUGAAUCGUGUGAAGAUCGGUUUUACAAUAGUAUACAGACAUGAAUAUUGAAAUGCAA